Molecule: messenger RNA, 861 nt
Organism: Rotaria sp. Silwood1
Lineage: Eukaryota; Metazoa; Rotifera; Eurotatoria; Philodinida; Philodinidae
Source: the annotation of a GenBank genome assembly
AUGAGUGGAAAAAGACCUUAUCCAUCCUCAAUAGCAUCAACAGCAUCGGAUGGUUUAGAUCAAUUCUCGCGAGAUGAUCAUGAUGAUAUACAACAUGACCUAUCGACUGAUGUCAAUCAAGAAACAAUCGGUCAAACAACACUUGAAAAACUUACUGUACAAGAAUUCUUACCAAGUUCGGCUCAUGAUCCAAUCUUAUCAAUAUUACGUGAACUUUUCGUGCAUUCAUUUGACCACUUUUAUAAGGAGAUUGAAGUUCAGCUUAAACUUAAAUCGAACAAGACACUUAUUGAAUGGUUACAAGAAACUUUUGAUGAAAUGAAAGAUGAAAUGCUUACUAAAAAGUGUCGAUGUUUUAUGCUGUGUUCAUCCGAUACAGUCAAGAAUUAUAAGACACAAGGUAUCGUUGGUUUUUUGACUUUAAAGGAAGAAGGAAAGGGGUCUGUGUAUAUUUCUCAAUGCGCAAUCGAAGCUGAAAAUAAACGUCGUGGUUAUGGAGCUCGUCUUCUGCUACAUUUACGUACGAUUUAUCCACCAGGUACUUCUUACUGGGGCUUGUGUCGACGAGCCAAUAUACCAGCUGUUAAGUUCUACUUGAAACAAGGCGCAAAAUUCAUUGAUAAUGAAGAGAUAGCUACUAAGUAUGGCUAUGAUCCAGCAUUAUAUACUGGUUUUCAAUUUACUGAUACUAUAGGAUACGUUCAGUCAAGUGAUUCUCAUUCAUCGACUUUACCAUCUACGUCUCCAACAACAAUGCCAACAUUUGAACCAUUAACAAAACGACGAUCAAACGUCACGUAUGUUUAUUUAGAAACAGUUCUUUUUAUUAACUUCGAAGAUCAUGUGUUUUAUCGAAUGUAG